GUCGGCACACGCUGCGGUUCGCUUCCGGGUUAGAGCUUGUCCUCUGGUUGAAGUGCAACCAUGGGUAAUGUGUUGGCUGCCAGUUCUCCCAGUCCAGCCCCACCAGUGCAAGCUGGGCCAGGCUUGGUUUCUGUGCCUGCUGGCUUCACCAUGCCAUCUGUCUCCCCGGUCUCUUCUGCUUCCUCUGGGCAACAGGAGAGCGAGCCAGCGCUUCCCAACCCAGGUGCUUUUGAGGAGUUCCAUCGAAAAUGCAAAGAGGUGUUUCCCAUGCAGAUGGAAGGAGUUCGGCUAACAGUCAACAAGGGAAUCAGCAGCUUUUUCCAGGUCAAUCACACAGUCAUGCUAAGCACCCAGGGCGAUUCCAGUUACAGAUUUGGUGCUACGUAUGUUGGGACCAAGCAGACUGGACCUGCAGAGGCGUUUCCAGUUAUGGUGGGCGACAUGGACAACAGUGGCAGCCUCAAUGCACAGAUUAUUCAUCAAAUAAGCGACAGAGUCCGUUCCAAACUGGCCUUUCAGACGCAACAGCAAAAGUUUGUCAACUGGCAAGGAGAUGCGGAGUUUAAAGGAGAUGACUUCACAGCUACAGUAACUGUAGGAAACCCGGAUAUGGUGGUAGGAUCAGGUAUUGUUGUAGCUCACUAUCUCCAGUCAAUAACCCCAUCUUUGGCGCUGGGAGGAGAGCUGGUAUAUCAUCGCCGGCCUGGUGAAGAGGGAGCAGUAAUGUCUUUGGCAGGAAGAUAUACAGGUUCUAAUUUUAUUGCCACGCUGACCCUCGGAGGUGCUGGUGCACACGCAUCAUAUUAUCAUAAAGCCAACGAGCAGCUGCAGAUUGGGGUGGAGUUGGAAGCCAGCCCUCGUAUGCAGGAAACUAAUGUAUUAUUUGGUUAUCAGCUUGACAUCCCCAAGGCCAAUCUACUCUUUAAAGGUUCUAUAGACAGUAACUGGGUAGUUGGAGCAACGUUGGAAAAAAAGCUGCUGCCUCUUCCCCUGUCUUUGGCGCUUUGUUCUUUCCUUAAUCAUCGUAAAAACAAGUUCCAGUGUGGGUUUGGCGUGACCAUUGGUUAAGCCAUUUGUUCAGAGUUCAAGUGAACAGGGCCUGAAACUCGCACUGAUGUUUUAUGGAUUAGCAACAUGUGGACACUCACACAAAGUGCACCAUCAGUAUAUAUUUUUUUUUUUUUUUUUUUUUUCCUUCUUAUUUUUCCAUAUAUGUCUCAAUCAUUGUUUAUAUAAAGAAGAGUCCAGGAAGUAACUGCAGCAUAAUUAUAGAAGAUAUUCAUGCAUAUUCCUGCAUAAACCAUCUGGCAAAAAAAAGUCAAUCAAAUGAUUCCUGAAUUAAGAAAUGUUGAGUGAAUUGUCUGAAAGAACAUGCAUUCUGCAAUAAUCAAGUGAAAUGAUAAUUUUAGGUAUUUCAAUUUUGAUUCUCUUUCAUGUUAUUUGCGUUUUUAGUCUAAACACUCUCUCCUUCUCUCUCACUUUGUGUGUGUAAUGUGUGUAUUUUAUUUUUAAUACUGUAUUGUAUUUUCAUCUAAAUUAAAACAUUUCUUUUGUUUUCA
Messenger RNA from Clarias gariepinus (North African catfish), 1559 nucleotides. RefSeq names its product translocase of outer mitochondrial membrane 40 homolog, like (gene tomm40l). Bases 61 to 1068 code for a protein of 335 amino acids. Gene Ontology annotation, molecular function: transmembrane protein transporter activity. Lineage: Eukaryota; Metazoa; Chordata; Actinopteri; Siluriformes; Clariidae. The record is from RefSeq and is a predicted model, not a curated record. Gene Ontology annotation, cellular component: mitochondrial outer membrane; mitochondrial outer membrane translocase complex. Gene Ontology annotation, biological process: protein import into mitochondrial matrix. The transcript is spliced from 10 exons.